UCCCCAGCUAUGAACUUUUAGAACAUCAGAUUUAUACAGACAGUCGAGUUGCGAAAUUAGGGUUUUCAAUUUUCGCAAAAUCGCAAUGAAAUCACAUCUUCUUACCACUGAUCUCAUCUAAUUUUUCUGCGAUUUUCUUGUUGGAUGAUGGAAAUGGAGUAUAUGCGAGAAAUCCCAAAUAAUCAGAUGGAUCGUCGACCAAGAAAAAGACCUAGAAUUUCAACCUGGGAAACCCCUCAAUCCUCCAAGGCUCAGUCAGGAUUAUAUAGUGGCCAAGAGGUUGGCAAUAUCACAAGCUUUGGACCAUCAAGGGUACAUUUGGAGCAUCCUAGUCAUUUUGUGAAGGGAUUGGUUCAUAAAGGCUCUCCACCAUGGCGCGAUGAUGACAAAGAUGGGCAUUACAUAUUUGAGCUUGGAGAAAAUUUAACACCACGCUAUAAGAUUCUCCGGAAGAUUGGAGAAGGUACCUUCGGCCAGGUCCUAGAAUGCUGGGAUAGAGAGUUGAGAGAGAUGGUUGCCAUAAAGAUUAUCCGAAGUAUCAAGAAAUAUCGUGAUGCUGCAAUGAUAGAAGUAGACGUGCUCGAGCAGCUUGGGAGACACAACAAAAAUGGAAAUGGUUGUGUUCAAAUACGAAACUGGUUUGACUAUCGUAACCAUAUAUGUAUUGUAUUUGAGAUGCUUGGACCAAGCUUAUUUGAUUUUCUUCGGAAAAACAAUUAUCGAUCCUUUCCAGUUGACCUAGUUCGCGAGAUCGGGAGACAACUCUUGGAAUGUGUAGCAUUCAUGCACGAUUUGCGCCUUGUCCACACUGAUUUGAAGCCAGAAAAUAUACUUUUUAUUUCUUCAGAAUAUGUAAAAAUACCAGAUAAUAAGGGUACUCUAAGAGAGGGAAAGAGGCUGCCAAAGUCUUGUGCAAUAAAGGUUAUUGAUUUUGGCAGCACCGCUCAUGGUACCCAAGUGCAUAAUUACAUUGUGUCUACUAGACAUUAUCGAGCUCCUGAGGUCAUUCUUGGGCUUGGAUGGAGUUACCCAUGUGAUUUAUGGAGUAUUGGCUGUAUCUUGGCAGAACUUUGCUCGGGGGAAGCAGUGUUCCAAACUCAUGAGAAUCUGGAGCAUUUGGCCAUGAUGGAGAGGGUUUUGGGCCCCUUACCUGACAACUUGCUAAGAAGAGCAGACAGUCGACAUGCUGAGAAGUACAUUCGAAGAGGAAGGUUGAACUGGCCCGAAGGUGCUACUUCCAGGGAAAGCAUCAAAGCUGUUCUGAAACUGCCUCGUCUUCAGAACUUAGUGAUGCAACAUGUGGAUCAUUCUGCUGGAGAUCUCAUAGACCUCCUGCAAAGGCUACUUCAUUAUGACCCGACCCAAAGAAUGAAAGCUAGAGAAGCCCUCAGGCACCCCUUCUUUGCAAGAAACCGCUACAGGCUCUGAGGGGUAUUGUCGUCAUUUUUACUAGUCCUCUUCUGUUUGUACUUUGUAGUAGAUUAGGCAUUUUUAUCCUCUUUGUCCCGCGAAAGAGUGGGAAACAUUAGAUCAAAUACCUCUAGCAACAGCUGCUUCUUCAUUGUGAGUUGUAAAUAAAAGGAUGUUUUGGGAGGAAUUCAUCUGAUUGAGCUGAAUCUUGCAAAUCCAGAAAAAAGUACCAAAAAUUUUAGAAAAAUUCUGAUAUAUUUUCUUUCA
This is a messenger RNA of Spinacia oleracea (spinach), 1677 nucleotides long. Its product is annotated as serine/threonine-protein kinase AFC2. The transcript is spliced from 12 exons. Gene Ontology annotation, molecular function: protein serine/threonine kinase activity; ATP binding. Lineage: Eukaryota; Viridiplantae; Streptophyta; Magnoliopsida; Caryophyllales; Amaranthaceae. Bases 145 to 1428 code for a protein of 427 amino acids. Gene Ontology annotation, cellular component: nucleus. The record is from RefSeq and is a predicted model, not a curated record. Gene Ontology annotation, biological process: protein phosphorylation.